CCGAGGACGGAGAAGGAGACGCAGACGUCGACUGACAGCGGCGGCCGUGUGCCGGAGAAUAGGGGUGAAAUGCACCCUUACCCACAUCUUCAAUCGGCCACGGCUUUUCCACUGGCGAACAUUCGCCACCAACAACGUGACUAGCAGGCCAGGAGAGCAGCAAGAAUAUUUCUCGAGCAGCAGGACCAAGUAGCGCACAGCAGGAAGAAUGAAGAGGUUAAUGGGUGGACAAUGGAGCGGUUGGCUACAGCGAUGUCGGGAAUCACGAGGACUCGUCCUGGUGAUCGUUGCCAUUGCCCUGCUGCUGGACAACAUGCUGCUCACCACCGUCGUUCCCAUCAUACCGGGGUUCAUCUACGACAUGAAACAUCCCAACGCGACCCUUAGCGAACACCUUGAGAUGGCAGUUGAAAAAACCACCCCAAUUAUGAAUACGACAACCACCACAAUGGCAACAACGACUCCAAAAUGUUCCUGUGGACUGAAUGCUUCAAAUAAUUCUCAGUUGGAAUUUCUUACAAGUGCAGGAACUACCAUGAAGUCGAUAGAGACCAGCACCAUGAACGCGACAUCUGUUCGUUCAGCAAAGGAAACAAGGCACAAGGAACUCCUGCAGGAAACUGUAGCAGUGGGAAUGAUGUUCGCUUCCAAGGCUUUCGUUCAACUCUUGGCCAAUCCCAUUGUUGGUCCACUCACACAUAAAAUUGGAUAUAGUGUACCCAUGUUUACGGGUUUCAUCAUUAUGUUUAUUUCAACAUUAAUAUUCGCCUUUGGACGCAGUUAUGGGGUUUUGUUUCUGGCAAGGGCUCUUCAAGGAAUUGGUUCUUCUUGUUCCAGUGUUUCAGGUAUGGGAAUGUUAGCCGAGAGAUAUCCGGACGAUAAAGAACGUGGAAACGCAAUGGGCAUAGCACUUGGUGGUCUGGCCCUGGGAGUUCUUAUUGGUCCACCCUUUGGCGGUUUUAUGUAUCAAUUUGUUGGAAAAUCCGCACCCUUCCUGAUCCUGUCAGCCCUGGCACUUGGCGAUGGACUCUUGCAGCUCCUAAUGCUUCAGCCAUCAAUAGUUUACACAGAAGCCGAACCGCCAUCGUUAAAAGCUCUUAUAACGGAUCCCUACAUCGUGAUAGCAGCCGGUGCCAUAACAUUCGCUAAUAUGGGUAUCGCUAUGCUCGAACCUAGUUUACCUAUAUGGAUGAUAGAUACCAUGGGCGCAAGUAAAUGGGAGCAGGGAGCCACAUUUUUACCUGCUAGUUUGAGCUAUCUCAUUGGAACUAAUUUAUUUGGUCCCCUGGGACACAGAAUGGGAAGAUGGCUCGCGUCUUUGAUUGGACUUGUCGUAAUUGGCCUUUGUCUUAUAUGUAUACCAUUCGCAAGAAAUAUAAAUCAUUUGAUAUUACCCAACGCUGGUCUUGGUUUUGCCAUUGGCAUGGUGGACAGUUCUAUGAUGCCUGAACUUGGAUAUUUAGUUGACAUACGUCACACAGCUGUUUAUGGUAGCGUUUACGCCAUUGGGGAUGUUGCAUUUUGUUUGGGAUACGCCAUAGGACCAGCCGUCAGCGGGACCUUAGUGAACAGUAUCGGUUUCGAGUGGAUGCUCUUCGGGAUAGCCCUUUUGAAUUUCCUCUACGCACCGCUCAUGUACAUCUUACGGGCGCCACCUACGAAAGAAGAGAAAAAGUCGCUAAUUAUCGGUGAAAAAUCGUCGGUUCGUUAUGUCACGUAUCAAAACGAGGAGGAGGAGCAGUAAACCGUUAAGGAGCCAGAAAGAAAAAUUUGUUAAUAAUAAUAUCGCUAAUAAGAAUUUUUUUUUCUUUUUCGUCAAACGCAAAUAUCAGACCAUCAGGAAUAUUGCGUCUAUGUUAAAAUUUGAGCUUUCAUACUUUCACUGUCGCGGCUAUUUUCUUUCCCUUUCUCGACCCUCUGUUAAGAAUGUAGAUUUGACUUUAGUCGCCAAGGAUUCUAUACGCUUUCUGCGAAUCAAAGUACCGUUGCAACGAUCGGCAAGACGAUCGAAGCUAUGAUAAUCGUAUCGGAGAAAAAAAGAUAUUAAACAGUAUAAAAAUAAACACGAAAACAGAGACUGAAAUCAGUAAGUCUCUUACAGGAGUUCCAAGACUCGAUCGUCCAUACCUGAACUCGUAUGUGGUACGUGUCUAGUAAAAUACCGAGUUUUCUGAAAAGUCAUAUCAGUAAUACAGAAUUAUCUAAGUAUCAAGUUUUCUUUAUAAAAUCAAUAAUUUUCAACUUUCUAAUUAACCUCUGACAAUGACAAACAAAAUUCUAUAUCCUUUUGGUAACAAUGAUGCUUAUUCAUUUUCAUAAGAUUAUUUACUCAUUUUAUCAGUAUUUCGAAUUUUCGGAUACUCGGUCGAUAGAUGAUAGGUUAGUAUGACACUCCUAACAUAUACGUAUCUAUUUUUAGGAUAAUUAUAUAUAUAUAUUAAUAUACACACCCGUACGUAUGAUCUACUGACAAACGUCAUUCAGUAUAACAAAUAUUUCAUUUCUCACUGUGUUAAAUUCUCAUAUUUUUCCAAAUGAAAUUCUCCAAGCUUCUUUAUCUUUCAUUUGAUCGUUGAGGGACGAACGCGAAGUAGUUGAUAAAUAAUAAUUAUCGUAAAGAGAAUAUACGAGACACUAUACUUGCUUGACGUAUAAAUUACGAAAAUAAUCUAGAAAGUAGAGGGAGCUACCGUUAAAGAGAGAAUAAGGAAAGACGAAGAAUAAAUUAUUCAUAGAAUUAUGUAUGUAUAAAUAUAUAAAUAGGUCUAUAAUUAUAAGACGGACGUAUACUAAUACCAUAGACCGUUAUACAAUGUAUGUUAAAGUAAAUGAGAUAAUUGACAAUGGCUUCAUUUAUGAGGACACGUUAGGUACAGAUAAUUAAUGUAUGUUGUAUCGCAUAAAGUUCAAGCCUGAUGUUCAGAAAAGAAACGUGGCUGCGUUUAAUUUGAGGAAAAUCUUAUGAAACGUCCGUACAGGAGAAGGCAAAGAAAUAUGUUAAAAAUCAAGAUCGAUUAAAGGAGCAAGAUUUUGAGUAAGAUAAAUGACUGAAGGAAUGAGAAUAUUCUGAAGAGGACGAUACGAGAGAAGAAUAAUAGACAAAAAGCCAAUUGUAAAAGCUUGCUUUCUCGCGACGGAAGGACGACGCUUAUUCUUCGUUGAAGAUUCAAAAUUUAUGAGAUUAAUUGGAGAAUCGCCCAUUCUGGAUUCCCUGAAUGGCUGCAGGGAAACCGUAAAUUGGAAUGGGCCUUUAUGAAGAAUUCUCCCACGUAUUCGAAGCAACGAAUUAGAUUAAUGGCGUUAGUUUGUCAAGUCGCCCGCGAAGAAGAAGGUCGGCCGUUUACCCGGAGUUUAGCAAUACUAACGAAAUUGGCGGCCGGGUCGAGUUCGUGAACGACCAAGAACACUUAAAGAGAGAAUUCGCAGUGAAAAACUACACGUGUAGCAACCCUUUCUAAUGUUACUUUAUGGAAAAAAAAUCUUAUAACGUACCUAAAGGCAAAAGAGAAAAGUGUCCCAGGCCUCUGGAAAAAAAAUUUAGCGCGUUCGUAGAAGCAAUAUUGAUAAAGAAAAACAAAAAAAAAGAAGCAAAAACCAAGAGAAAAAAAUGAGAUUGUACCGUAAUAAUUAACCGAUUGUUGUGUACACGCCAUUAUAACAUGGUGACUAUCGUAGUCGUUAGAAGGGAAUAUAUAUUGAUCGUUUGAAAUUUGAUCGUCGUUGGUAUUUAUUAUUCUUCAUUACGCUGGCAUUAAGCAUAUUAAAUAGAUCUAAUUGAAUAAUUUAAAACGAUGACUUUCGAUUCUACGCGAAUAAAAUAGUACGAUUGACUCGAGGAUAAAUCACCAAAUGGAUUAUAUGCUAUUAUAAACGUACAAGCUGUAUUAUUAGAGUUUAAUGUCCUACAAGAUCCUAAGCUACAGAGUGUACCCGAUAAUGCAUGUUAAACAAUUAGAUUAAUAUAUGCCAUUGCACCGUGAUAAACGUUACACGUAUUAGAUGUUUGAAUUUGUUCUAUGUAUAACGUAAAAGGAAUGUGUAUAAUUAUAUAGAUGUAUAAUCACUGUAAUAUUUUGGGCAUUAGAAUAGCAGAGUAGAGUUAAUCUUGGAGGCCUGGCACGCUAAGAGAAAAAAAUAUUUGUUCGCCAAAAAAAUUUGUUAAGACAGUAGAAUAGAUAUUUCGAAAAAUUGAAAUUAGAUGGUACUGACAGAUUUUUGCUGCGAAUUCACAUCGAACUAAAUGAGGCUACUUUGUAUUGCUUUGGUACUGCAUUGUUGGCCUACUCCCGGUACGAAACGCGAGUCAAUUUUUUUUGUCGUUCACGAGGAGGCAGCAUGAAGAGUGGAAACAGUGUGAGAGAAAAAAAUGAUUAUGAAAAAAUUUUAUAUAAUCAAAAAAUAUAUUAAUAGUAAUUGUAAUAACGAAGAUGCCUCUCGGAAGCUCGACCGGCCUUCUCUCGUCCACUGGCGAAUUUCGGAGCUGGUAUUUUUUUUCUAUUUGGAAAGUGACUUUUGAGUCAUUAACCAUUAGUUUGUAAUACACGUGCGCUUUGGAAAUAGUACAGAAUGUAAAUAAGUAGUUGCAAGGUGGGAGUGCUUGAAUGAGGAUGAUUGCCGUUGAUGAGGAUGAUCUUGUUUUGAGAGUGAUGAUAAUGUGCGUGACGAUAAUGACGCUGCUGCUGAGAUACCUUGAGGAAUGUUCUUUGAGCUCAGGAAUUAAUGAUUUCUUCAAAAUCUUCAUUUUUCACUAAUUCAAAAUUCUUUACUUGCUAGGCGACCAAUUGAAAUUCAUGGCAAGAUCAUUGAAUGACGUUUAUCUUGAUUCUAUGUAAACACAGUACUACGUUCACUUGUUAAACUUAUAAGUGACAGUUUUUUGAGAGCAGAAUUGGCAUAAUUUUUUGUAUAUUUAAAAGUAUCCCGAGUCUCUGUAUGGAAUAUAAAAAUGAAAGGAAAGAAAUGCAGAAUACAGUAAAAGGGGAGGAUAAGUAGUGAUCAUACUAGUAUAGAUAAGAGCAUCUCGAAUUGCGUAUGCAAUCAAUAAAAAGAAAAUGCGUGAACGAUGUGAAAAUGAAAAAAAAAAUAGAAAAAAGAUGAUGCCAAUGGUUAUGUACAAAGAAUGAAUGCAGAGGAGUAACGCGCGAUUUAGUGACAUAUCAUUUAUAACGGAAUACAACGAAGAACGUGAAUUCUUCAAAAUUCUUCAUCCUCCUCUGCCCCUUCUGUACUCUUUUUUUUGUUACAUAGCUUUGUACAUCAAUUUUACCAUUGGUUACUCGGUGUUGGGACGCUCUAAAAGUAAUGCAAAAAAAAUUAAGAGCAUGAAUUAUACUGAGCCAAAAUAAACUUGAGGAGCGUUUUCACACCGAAUAAUUUAUUAUAUAUAUAUGCACACGUAUAUUUGAGGUUGUAAUUGAUUUUUCCGUAUUUUUCAAUCUAAAAAUACCUCUGCGUCUUAAGGAAAUGAAUUAGGAAACGGAACUGUACGUAAUGAAUAUUAACCUCCCUUUCGCCCUAAAGUUGUCGCCUAAGGUCUUGUCGCUUGUCCCCACGAACUUCGAUUUCCGUUAACGCGCCGAAAGGGACCGAUUUUUAAAAUCGACAAAGCUCGGUGACUCGUUGAGGGCUGCUAUUGUGAACAGACAAUAAGCGAAAAAAAAAACCGAGAAGAGAGUUUAUCUCGUGCGCGCGCAACUCUUCCCGUACACGUCGAGAUGGCGGUUCGAUCGCCAAUACGAUCGAUAGAGAUAUCGACUUUUUGAGGGGCGAUCGACCAGCUUAUCAUUCCUUCUUUUAUUGCGUACAAAUUUCUGU
This is a messenger RNA of Cephus cinctus (wheat stem sawfly), 5814 nucleotides long. It is a transcript of the gene Vmat, whose product is annotated as synaptic vesicular amine transporter. Bases 209 to 1744 code for a protein of 511 amino acids. The transcript has 12 exons. Lineage: Eukaryota; Metazoa; Arthropoda; Insecta; Hymenoptera; Cephidae. Gene Ontology annotation, biological process: transmembrane transport; aminergic neurotransmitter loading into synaptic vesicle. Gene Ontology annotation, molecular function: serotonin:sodium:chloride symporter activity. Gene Ontology annotation, cellular component: synaptic vesicle membrane; terminal bouton. The record is from RefSeq and is a predicted model, not a curated record.